GAAGCCGAAGAUUGUUUGGUACCAUUUUAGAAGCAAAUGUCUGUGUUUUGAUUGAUACAUCUGGUUCCAUGGACCCAUAUUUGCCACAUAUCGCAAAAGAACUUGCCUCCCUUAUCUGGGAACAGCUGAGAAAAAAUGAAGUCAGGUUUAACCUGCUGAGAUUUGCAGAAAAAACAGAGAGUUGGAAGGAGUGUCUUGUAGAAGCAACUGAUGAAACGUGUCAUGAUGCUGUGCAGUGGGUGUCCAAAUUCCACGCUCAUGGUAAUACAUGCAUCCUUAUGGCUUUACAGAAGGCUCUCAGUUUCCAAGGUAUAGAGGCACUGUAUGUAUUGACUGAUGGAAAACCAGACACCAGUUGCAGUCUGAUUUUGGAAGAAAUUGAAAGACUGAGAAAGAAACAAGAUAUUAAAAUCCACACCAUUUCUUUUAGCUGUACAGACAGAGGAGCUAAUGAAUUUCUGAAGAAGCUUGCUUCCCAAACGGGAGGGCGCUACCAUUGCGGUUUUGGAGAUGUGGAUGGACAAUUAGCAGCACACAGAAUGUUGACAGAGGGGCUUUAUAAUGAAGAUGAUCCAGUUUUCCCUUACUUUGAAGGAGAUGAUUUAAAGAAACUUACUCAAGAAGUAGCAAAAGCUAGAAGUUUCUUAAAGCAGGCAAAAUCUUUGAGUAGAGAAAGAGUUGAUGAUUCAGAAUUCAUCAGACAUGCAAACACGUCGUAUCUUGUUGCUGAUAAAGCCUGGUUAUGUUUGUAUAACCAGACACUGCCAGUCUUCUAA
Messenger RNA from Fulmarus glacialis (Northern fulmar), 776 nucleotides. Its product is annotated as von Willebrand factor A domain-containing protein 3A-like. The annotation marks the transcript as partial. NCBI's taxonomy places the organism in Eukaryota, Metazoa, Chordata, Aves, Procellariiformes, Procellariidae. The record is from RefSeq and is a predicted model, not a curated record. The transcript has 6 exons.